Messenger RNA from Paecilomyces variotii, 2081 nucleotides. RefSeq lists its product as hypothetical. Bases 125 to 1714 code for a protein of 529 amino acids. The transcript is spliced from 4 exons. NCBI's taxonomy places the organism in Eukaryota, Fungi, Ascomycota, Eurotiomycetes, Eurotiales, Thermoascaceae. The record is from RefSeq and is a predicted model, not a curated record.
ACAGCGUCACUUCGUCGUGCUCUUCUCUUCUUGCAUUUCUUGUGUUUUUCUCAUUUCUGCUCAUACCCUUGUCGUUCUCUCUUUCUAUCCUCUGCAUGUGCUAGACCCAGAAUUGUGCGUGCCAAUGUCGGAUCGGCCCUCGCGCCCAUCAAGCACCUACCUGGAGCCCCCCGCGAAGAGCGUAGAGCUCGAGGAUCCGGGGGCUCAGGAGCCAGCUUCAGGGAGCGAUGAAGAACACUUCUCAGAUGCUAGCGAAGGACGACUGGCAUCGGUCUCCCGUCCUGCAUCCAGGGCCGAGUCCCCUGUACCGAUAACCAGAGUUGAGAAAGUGGACGAUGAACCCAGCUACGGCGAAGUCCCUGGGUCUACUGCCUAUGAGAAAAGACAACAAGACGCCGUCCCCGAUGAGGUCGAAGUCCUUCCAGAAGGACAACACAGCAGGAGAGGGUCGAGAGUCGAGCUUGAACCGGAUGUAGUCCCUAGCGGCAAUACAGUGCCCCGGACGCUCGUUGAGAAGGUCGACCCAGAGGCCCCGAGCUACGGAGAAGUUCCAGGUACAGAGGCCUACGAACGCCGCAAAGCAGAUGCUGCUCCGGAUCUUGUGUUCAGGGCGGCUGAGUCUGGCUCGCGGUCCAAUUCUAUCGAUGCUUCGCCGCAAGAGCAAAAGACUCCACCUAGCCCUGUGCCUCAGACGCUACUUUCACGGGUGGACAGUAUUCCAACUGAUGGUACAACUUCUGCCCCGCAUGCUCACCGGAGACGUCCGAGCGAUGCGUUACCUGACGCAACGGAGACGGUUGAGGAUGCUCCCGAGGAUGAAGAACCCCCCCAUGGCGACAACGAUGAUGCCUCUAUGAACGAUUUUGAUGAAUUUGAAGAAGGAGAGGCUGCAGCAGACGAUGACUUUGGGGAUUUCGAUGAUGGUUUUCAAGAAAGCCUUGUCGAAGCCGUGGAAGAAGAAUCCACUGCCCCCCUGACGCCUCAGUUACCACCUGCUUCCCCCUUUGUUCCUCCACUCCUCGAUUUCGACUCCUUCACGUCCCUCUCCGACCUAGCGGCUGCCACUGACAGCCAUCUUGACAUCCUAUUCCCCAAUGCAAAAUCAAUCACAAACCUUCCGCCUGUUGACCCGAUCCCUGAUUCAUCCGCCAUCUUCACCAGCGAACGCUCUCUCUCUUUAUGGUCUCAGCUGGUUGCUCCGCCACCCUUGCAGCCACCGAACUGGGUCAAGUCUCGGAUCCGUAGACUCUUCCUCGUGUCUUUGGGAGUGCCGGUCGAUCUUGACGAAAUUCUGCCAGCGUCGAAGCAAAAGAAACUUGUUUUGCCGUCUAUAGAUCUCGACGGUUCUAAGAUGGCUGACGCAUCCCAAAAUCUACAGCAGAAGAAGGACGGCCAAGCGGACGGGUCAUCCACGUCCGCCAAUGCCUCUGAUUCUGCAAAGCAGAGGUCUACACGACGACGCGGGCCGCCGCCUCCCCCUGAGCUGGAUCUCUCGGCAGUGCAUCGACUCUGCGCCACAACGGAUGCCGCUUUGGACGGUUUUACUGAUGCUGAAUUGAAGACGCACGUCAAGGAGCUAAAGGACACAACGAAUCGCGCAAGCCAGGUUCUCGAAUACUGGCUCAAGCUACGAGACGGUCUGGUUAGCGAGAAAGAAGCCUUCGAAGGUGUGAUCGAGAAUCUCGUCAGUCACGCCAGACGCGUCAGAAAAUGAUCUGAAGGGACGAAAGAAAAAGGGCGGCUUCAGGCGGACCAUAUGCUCAGCAGAGAUGAAGUUCGGCCGUGCCGAUACCUCUCUGUGAAUGUUCACUUCGUGAACACAAUGACGAUAUAACCAGACAUGUAUACUAUUGUAAUAAUCUUUAUUGGUUCUGUGAUCAAAUGAUAACGGCCAAGAAAAACCAGGCGACCAUGGAAUCUGAUAUAUGAAGAAUACUCGAAAGAAAAUGAAAAGGCAGGGCCUAUUUUUCUUUGUGUAUAUAUAUCUUUUAUUUUUCAAUCUUCUUGCUCCACCGCAUCCUAGUAGUUAGUAGUGAUUUCUGUCCCCUAUCACAUUAAAUACAGUAUAACUAACUAAUGGC